Danio aesculapii is the source of this 1245-nucleotide messenger RNA. It is a transcript of the gene nudt1, whose product is annotated as nudix (nucleoside diphosphate linked moiety X)-type motif 1. Gene Ontology annotation, biological process: DNA protection. The record is from RefSeq and is a predicted model, not a curated record. Gene Ontology annotation, molecular function: 8-oxo-7,8-dihydroguanosine triphosphate pyrophosphatase activity. The coding region runs from base 157 to 627 and encodes 156 amino acids. The transcript has 4 exons. NCBI's taxonomy places the organism in Eukaryota, Metazoa, Chordata, Actinopteri, Cypriniformes, Danionidae.
UCUGAAUCCUCCACGUGACUCUGUGCAACACGCGGGAACAAGAGCUAAAGAUUCAUCAGUAUACUUAGCUUAAAAUUCAUAACAUACAGAAAUAUUCAUUCUGUCUUUGUAAAAGUUAUUACAUUCUGUCUCCACGGGCUUCUUUGGACAAAGAUUAUGUUGACUUCUAAGCUGCUGACCCUGGUACUGGUGGUCCAGCCCGGCCGGGUGUUGCUGGGCAUGAAGAAAAGAGGCUUUGGAGCUGGAAAAUGGAACGGCUUUGGAGGAAAAGUUCAGACUGGAGAGACCAUAGAGCAAGCGGCCAGACGGGAGCUGCUGGAGGAGAGUGGCCUCACUGUGGACACCCUCCACAAGAUUGGAAACAUCAAAUUUGAGUUUAUUGGGGAAACGGAACUAAUGGAUGUCCACAUUUUCAGAGCUGACGCCUAUGAAGGAGAGCCAGCCGAAUCAGACGAAAUGAGGCCUCAGUGGUUCGACAUUGAUAAAAUCCCUUUCAGCCAGAUGUGGGCCGAUGACGUCCUGUGGUUCCCUCUGAUGCUUCAGAAAAAGAGUUUUUUGGGGUAUUUUAAGUUCCAGGGUCAUGACGUGAUAGUGGAGCAUAAGCUGGACGAGGUGGAGGACCUUUGAGUGGGGUUUUAAAGAGACAGUUCACUUAAAAAUGAACAUUGUGUCAUCAUUUACUCAAUAUCAAGUCCAAAUGAAGUUUUUUUUUAUUCUGUAGAAUAAAAAAAGAUACUCAGAACAAUGUUGAAAAUCAUUGACCUCCAUGGUAAGGAGAAAAAUACCAUGAAAGUCAGCAUUCUUCAAAAUAUCUUCUUUUGUGUUCAACAGAAGAAAGAAGUUCAAUGGAAUAAGUGGAGGGAGAGUAAAAUAUGACAACAUGUUUAUUUUUGGGUGAACAUUUGCUUUAAUACUGUUGAUGGACGUUGCCACUGUAUCAGUGGAAAUUAUCCAGCAAGAUCUGAUGUUCACACUAUGUUUCAUUGAUAUGGCCAAAUAUGCAAAAUCGCCUGAUAUCCAGUGCUGUAUUUUGUAUAAGCACAUUCUUUUGAUGUGGAAAAGUGAAGUUGCCAUUUAAAUCCACUCAUUCAAUCAUCUGUAUUCUGAUACUGUUUGUUUUAACUUAAUUCUUCGUUCCUCUUUCCUACAAUUAGUGUACUAAAUAACAAAAACUGUUUUUUCCAUCUUCAACUACCUGUCAUUUACUAAAUAAAACGUCAGAAAAUUCAGACAAAAAUAGCUUCA